Messenger RNA from Symbiodinium sp. CCMP2592, 1983 nucleotides. NCBI's taxonomy places the organism in Eukaryota, Dinophyceae, Suessiales, Symbiodiniaceae. The record is from the annotation of a GenBank genome assembly.
AUGCACCCACUUCAGAUCGACAAAAUUGGAACUUCGCGGCUGGGUCACGUGAGUUUGCCACCAUGUGUGCAAUUCUCUGUGUUCCAGCAUUGUGUCGAUGUCGCGAAGCGUCUGAGCACUUACGAAGCGAAGGCCACCGGCUGCAUUCUCGUUCUGGCGGAUGCAGCAAAUCUUCCAGCAUACCGACGGCUUUCGACCACCAGUUCAAGUCUUUGCCACAAAAAGAUCACGGACCACCAGCAUGAAGGCUCCCUGCAGGAGGCGUUUGCGGCAGAUGGUGGCAUUUUGAUUGACGGCCGAAGUGGUGAGAUUUUAGAAACAAAGGUCAAGUUUACCACGGGGGUGACUGAGUUUAACCUCGUUUUGGACGGGUAUGGAACGCGACACCACGAGGCUCUGGAUGUUGCAUGUGGUGCCAGGUGCGUCGCCAUCACACGAUCUCAAGACGGUCAUGUGACCGUUUUCUCGUCGGAGCAUAUACAGACUUCGCCAGACAAGGCACGGUGCUUUCGUGUGCAUGAUGAACCAGACGAGAAUUGGCAACUCACAGUUGUAAUGCAGCGGAUCGCUCUUGUGCGUUUCGAUGAUAAUGGAAAGAUGGACUUUCUGAUGCAAGCGUCUGAUGCGCUGAGGUCACUGAAAGCACCGCUGCAAGUUGUUGCGUUUGUCGGACCCGGACGGACAGGCAAGUCUACCCUGGCAGGGAGCGUUGUUGGCAACAGUUCGCUCUUCCCGGCCCCGGAUGUAUUGGAUGCCGUCACUCAAGGUAUUGAUGCUGUUGCUGUUCAGAAUCCUCGCAACAAUGGCACCUUGUUAGUCUUGGACAGCGAGGGCUUCGACAAUGUACUAGCAAAAUCAAGACCAGAGGUGGCAACACUAUGUUUGCUUCUUUGCAGCCAGAUUGUGUGUGUGGACUAUGACCGUCUCGACGACAGGCAGAUGACCAGCUUGGCCAGGCUGAGUGCGUGCCGAGAGGUAUUGAUGCCAAGUGGCGCUGCGGCAGCCAACAACUUGGACCCACAGCCGCCAGAGCUCGUGGUUGUGGUGAAUGGAAGCCGGUUUCAUGGUCAAUAUGCAGUGCAGGGUUCUGAGAUAUUCGAAAAGGCACUGUCCUCAGAUGAAGAAAACGCAGAACGCAACGCCUGUCGUGAAGCUGUGCGAAAACAUUUCCCGCGCCGCUAUUUUGCAUCUUUGCCAAUUUCGGCUGCCAAAGACCUCGACAUGCACAUCCGCCCAUUGCAACAUCUUGUGCUGCAAGCUCCUCCGCUGCGUACUGCAGACAUCGGCGUGCUCGAAGACUAUGAACCAGCAUAUUUUGAUGGAAACAUGUUUCAUGACCUUUUGCGCCGGUCUGUGGAACUGAUAAACAACGGAGACUGCAUCAGGCCGCGGGACGUUUACCAGAGUAUUUUGCACGACCGCGAAGAAAGGUGCAUACAGCAAGCCCUUAGCAUCUACCAGAGCCAAUUGCCGGUAGAUGGUCCUUAUCGACCAAAACUGUCAUAUCAACCACAUGCGGCCAUGCAAGCGGUCAAUGCCGCAUGCUUGACAACAGAAGCGAGAGAACGGCUUGAGAAGGUUCUCAGAGCAUAUUAUGAUGAAGUAGAGAGGGCGAAUCAUGAAAAAGGUCAAGCUGAGACUGGCGAGUGCUGGGAGGAAAUCCAAGCGGUCCCUCACAAGACAUGGUUUGAGCCGGCCAGGGAAUCACAGUGGUUGCAGCUGGCCAUCAAAUGCGUUUUGGCCGCUGUCUCCGCUUCAGUACCGGGAUAUAAGUGCACGGCUUUGUAUUUGCUUCUUGCUGCCGCAGUUGUGAGGGCUUCGGGCGGAGAACUUCAGAACCUCAAAAUUGAGGUAUAUGAAGUCAAGAAGCGGACGGUCAGGCCCAGAGUGAACGGAGACGAAGUUAGAGGAGAGUGGGUGCAUGUCCGAUACGGAAGAACAGCAGAGUUGGUGGACAGUGCUCCCCCAGCAUCGAGAUUGUAG